CCAGAACGCUGACAACCUAUCUUGAAAACCCACACAGCAAAAUCCACUCGUUUUUCUACUUCCUGCUUUCCCCGCCCUCGUUUACCGCCUGCUUCUUUACUUUUCUUCCGUUGGUGACACGAAACACUACGACGGAUUUGAUUGAUACGGUGCCUGGGUACCGAUUCGAGGUAGUUAUUGCGUGCCACGGCCUGUAUUUUUCGGCACCCGGGUCCCACGGCAAACCCUUCAUUUCGGUUGCCUUGCUACCACUGUCGAGAGAGUUGGCCUCCUUCUCACGCGAACCCGUCGGCUCAUACUGGGUCCAUUUUGAACAUUCAGCAUCUCGUCGGCGACCGCGGAGGGUUGAGGUGCUGAUUGGAACACGCUUCCCGAGCGCGCCGCAUUUCUCCUUUCGCGCCUAUUCUCCUUGACCAAGCGACUCAUCGCGCGUUUUCCUCCUCUGUCGCGCGGCAACAUCGGUCACGAUGCAGCUGACCAGAGCGCUCGGGAUCUUCGCCCUGGGGCUCUCGGCGAUGUCUGCCGCCGAGGCUACCUUAGUCAAUGUCAAUAUGGUCGGUCGCGACGGGGAAGGAAUCCAGCGGAGACAACUACUCGACGACCUCCCAAACACCAGCGAUGCCACCUCUUCCACCAACACCUCUCCUUCUCCAACGGAGACACCGUCGUCGUCUACUGCUGAGCCAACCACAUCCUCUGAGACCUCCCCGACUAAGUCCCCCACACCAACGCACCCGACGCCUACGCCCACCUCGCGAGAAAGCACGAGCUCGAGCCCGUCGCCAACCAAGGAAGCCCCUACUGACCACACGUCUUCUUCAACCUCGGCCCAGCCGACGACCUCGAGCAGUGCCGCGGGCGACAACUCAUCAUCGGCCACUGUCAUUACGACCUUGGUCGUGGUCACGACCACCGCGGCCGACGGCUCGCAGACGACGCUGACAAGCGAAACCCUCACGACGGCGACGCCGGGCCUCGCAGGCGACAACAGCAGCGGGCAGAACUCGGGCAUGUCGCCGCAGACGCGCAACACGGUGAUCGGCGUGGUUGUGGGUGUGGGCGGCGCCAUCAUUCUCGGCGGCCUGGCGCUGGUCGCCUGGCGCAUCUGGGGCCGCAAGAAGCACCAGGAGGAGAGCGACGGGCUGAUGGACUACGGCAGCACCGCCGAGAAACCCGAGUCGGGCGGCUCCAUGACGGGCCGCACGCCCUUCCAGAGCACCCUCGAGAGCUACCACGCGCCGACGCAGGUCAACACGGCGGCGAACUUCUAAAGAGCGGAAGAGAUCGCCUUUCCUCUUUCGGCACCGGGCAAAGGAAAAAUACUCGCUCUCGGCCGACCUGCUUCGACCGUCGGUGGUUUUCCGGUUGGGGGCGUCACUGAAGAUUUCUUUUCCAUGUCGCGGACUCAAUUCCUCGCAUUUGCCAGCAUUCACCCUCGGAGGAUACCCUCAUGGCCCGCCAGCACCGCUCGGUUAGAAUAGACGACUCAGGGAACACGGCACGGGGAUUGGGGAAUUGGGAUGCGGUAUGGGGAUAGUGAGAGGCCGUGGAGGUUUCCCCGGGGCGCGUGAGGCUCAAAAGAGGCUGCCAGAAGGCACAUUGCAGGACGCAGCGAACGAAGGUUUCUCUCUCUCUCUUAUCGCUCUCUUUUCCUCCCUCUGUGUCUCUUUUUUAUGUAUGACGGAUCUCGAUUCCAACGAAUCUAGCGCUGUGUAGAAAGACUUGUAAUACAAACACACCAUUCACCAAAAUCGACCCGGGAUUGAUACUGUUGCCCAGAUCACGGCAUCCGGCCAUCUUUUGCCCAGGGUCUUAUGUAUCU
Messenger RNA from Thermothielavioides terrestris NRRL 8126, 1822 nucleotides. RefSeq lists its product as uncharacterized. The record is from RefSeq and is a predicted model, not a curated record. The coding region runs from base 468 to 1271 and encodes 267 amino acids. NCBI's taxonomy places the organism in Eukaryota, Fungi, Ascomycota, Sordariomycetes, Sordariales, Chaetomiaceae. The transcript has a single exon.